This is a messenger RNA of Pomacea canaliculata, 13105 nucleotides long. RefSeq lists its product as uncharacterized. The transcript is spliced from 11 exons. Bases 253 to 3438 code for a protein of 1061 amino acids. The record is from RefSeq and is a predicted model, not a curated record. Lineage: Eukaryota; Metazoa; Mollusca; Gastropoda; Architaenioglossa; Ampullariidae.
GGAAAUUUCAAUGGACUACAAGCACAGCUUGACACUCCAGCAGAAUUAUAAUGUUAAUAGCUAAACAUUAAACAAGGAAUCGACCUAAUAUUGUGAAUGAAGUUUGUUAGAUUAUAUCCCCAAAAUACUGUAGUAGACAAAUAUGAUCCUUGUCACAGUUUUAGUGCACUAAAAUUGAUCGAGAGUUAGGUGGGAGCAGGUAAAGAGAGUAUCGACUUUGUUAGAGACACGCUAAUAUCAACAGAGCUGUCCAUGGAGAGAAAGAACAGUCAUAAUGUCAAAGAUGAAAACCAGGAGCCCUUUCAAAAAAAGAAAAGUGCACUGCCAUUGCCAGUCAGAAAAAUAUCCAAAAGAAAGAUUUUGGGGCCACUUCCUUUACAACCCCACAAAAAGGAAACAGGAUCUAAAAAGGCAUCAGCACAAGCAUUUUGUGUGAAUGAGACCUCAGCUCAUCUGAUCAAUGAGAAGAGCUUGGAACCCAUACCUCAACAUGCAUCUUUGCUCGAGGAGCAACAGGCAUUUGGCAUUGAUUUCCAGGUUGACGCAAGCUCACUAAAAAGCAUUCAAGAAAAUGUAGGAAUUCAGGCCACCCGCUGUCCUAUAGAUAGCAGCAAGAAAAAUCCACAGGCACCGGGACGAGUUUUAGUAGAAGGCACUCCUCUUUCUACACCUCUGAAGGUGCGGAACUCAGUGUACUGCCAAGGUCCAACAGUUCGAAUGUCCCUAGCUGAGUCAUGUCGCAGUUACCAAAAAAAGUUAAGAACUGAGGCUGGUUUGGAAGAAGCAUCAGCAUCACCCAAAUUAUUGUGUACACCCAAGACUUCACUUGUGGCUGACUCUCCCUUGCUCAAAAGUCUAAAGAGUGAAAAGCAACCAAGGUCAGUCUAUCCGAAGUACACCCAGCGGUUUCUUAUCAAGGACUUUGUAGGUUCAUCUGUUAGCCGUGAAGACUGCCCAUCUACACCUGACAUGAUGCAAAAGGUUCAUGCAUCAAAAAGUUGCCAUUCUCUUGUCAAAAGUGUUCAGAAGGCCAGUUGGAACACCCCAUUACGUGUGCCUAAAACCCCUUCAAGUGUUACAAUGGGAUCUUUCUCCAGGAUCAGAUGUGAUCCACAGACCAGUGGGCGUGCUGCAGCAAGAAUCUUUGCCACAGAGUCCAGGAAAAUUCAUCAGAAGAGGCUUGUGUGGGCAGACAUCCUCAGCAGCCCCGAACUUCCGCUGUCGACCUUAAAGCUAAGCGAAAGCACACCUGGAGAAGACUUCGGAAGUUCUAAUCGUCACGACACAGAAGACAACCACGACAGGCGCGGCGGGGACGGGCGGCGGCCAGGCGGCAGAGGCGCGGCGGGGCGGCGGGAGCGAGGACACGGGCGAACGGCACAGGGCGCACGGCAACCCCGCACUGCGCGUGCUGCUGCUGAUGAUGAUGAUUCAUCCCCCGCAGUGACUCACCCUCCAGCCUGGUCCCAGCGCUCUUACUACUACCACGGCCACUACCACCUAUACAGCAGUAGCAGCAACAACAGCAGCAGCGAGACUGGAGCCCUCAGUGGCGGGUGUGCAGCGACACAGGUUGUGAGAGUGAACAGCAGCACAGCGCCCGGCCCCCCGGCCUUCACGCCCGCCACUGUGGCGGGUGGCGGUGACAACGGUGUUGCGGCCGGAGGGGAAGGCAGGAGGGAGGUGGAGUUAAGGCGGCGGGCAGAUGCGGUCCCCAGACCAACUGGGGGGUCAGCUGACGGCGACGCCGCCUUCUUGGCGCGUUUACAGGCCUUAAAGGAAGAGGAGAAUCGAAUCCAGAAUGAAAUGCAGUUGCUGACGAUGGCCAUGCAGAGGGAGCACGAGGGGGACAGCAAUGGCAAUCAUCUCAAGAGCACCACGGCAUCCUCCACUGGCACCACUGCAUCCACCGUCUGCCAGUGCCCGCCUGCAGCUAGACCAGCCGCCCAGCUCGAUGUGCAGCUUGAACUUGAAUGCCCGGAGCGCUCGCUGACGAUCUCGGCCCCACCAUCUGUCUCGUGGCCAUGCGAACUACAGAACGCCGCCUUCCAGACAGACGCAGGUACAAACAACAGUGGCGUGCUGUGUCCACCGGCAGAUAUCAACUGCAAUCCACUAGGUCCCGCAGGGUCCGACGAAAUGGAGGAGAAGGAUGCAGAAAAUGACGCAAGGGGUGGGGUCGGGGAAAGGCUCCUGCUGGCGCACGCCCUGGCGGCCACACAGGCUGCCUUUGGAGAAGAAGGUUCGGAUAGGGACGAUGAGGAGAGUGGAGACGAUAGUUUGGGCUCGUGCAACGCUCUGUACCGCCUUCAGACCAGCAUCCUGGUCUCCACUACAACCACGCUACAAGCAGAUCACUCUACAGUUAAUGAUUCAGUUACUUCCUCUGAUACCUCGGUAGGGGAAUCUACUACUGGACGAAGCCCACACCACAAGCAGCUAACGACGGACAGUCGGUCGCCUAAGAACCGUCUUGCGUGGCAGAUCAGUGCUCAGCCUUCAGGGUCAGUAUCCUCACGCUUUGCGGCCCUUUCCUCGUGGCCCACACAUCCUAGUGCUCGACACAGUGUUGACAUGGAGACCGAUGACCAGCUGUCUUUAGAACAUGAUGCCCCGAGCCUCAGGAAUCAUGCAGACGUGAAGCUAGUGGCAGCGAGAGCGACUGACGCUAAGGCACACGACUCACAUGAGCUCCCUCACCUCCCUGGAUCUCACGGCGGGGAGUGCAUCACCCCAGUCCUCAUCACUCCAGUUUCCCUCGUCCCGUCGUCUGCCGAAAGGGGGCGAUGUGAAUCAUUGCGGAUGACCCCGCCAAUCUGGACGGCCUUGGCCUUGCGUCUUGCCGCCAGCACGCAAGAGGAGGCACCAGCGGGUCGUCAGUGGCGCGGCGCGGUAUCGCACCGUCCUGCCGCGUCCCGCCUCGCCUUGCCGUGUCUGGCCGAGCUGGAGGACGUGGUUAAGGCCAUGAACAGGAGCGUGUCUCUGUCGCCCAAACUCUCACAUAAGGUCAGCCCCAGCAAGCGCGCCCCGAUGAUCAGUCCCAACAAACUCGCCCACAAGGUCAGUACCAACAAGCGUGUUUUGACCCGGCGCAACCGCAGCGCGUCGCCAGCCUCACCCCUUGGCGGCAGUAUUGCCGCGCGGUCACCGCGAAGAGCUCGGCUGCGGCGUGCGGAGGCAGCGAGUGGCCUGGGCACGGCUUUGCGAGAGGUGGACGUCUUCCUAGAAGCUCUCCUGGAAGACGAGUGCGCACUGUACGCCGGCCGCCUGCAGGCCUUCUUCCGUCACGACACUGCCUGCGACCGCACAGAGCUCCCGGACCCUGUUGCCAAGAUUCUUAACGAGGGAGACGAUAUGCAUUUUGUACCAAUCCGUCAAGAAGCGGGUCUUCUGGCUGCCGUGGAAGGUUCUGCCUUUUCCUACUACAUCCCAACAUGAGGGCCUGGGAGGACAAGCCCGAGUGCACAGGGCAUACAAGACAGUCGGACUGUGGGCGCUCUCCUUGUGUUGUAUUGCAUCCUGCUUGGACCAGCAGACAUUGUCUAUAUGUCGGAGUGAACUAGGGAGGGAACGUGUGAUAAUAGGAAAGCGUAGUUGCCGGCAUAACGAUGAGGCUGUCAUAACUUGAGACAAGUUUCCUAAUAGGGUUCACAUGCCGGUAUACGGAAGGUGUCGCAGCAAGACGCAGUGGCGACCCUUCACUUAUCCUCCUACUUCUCCCACCCACCCACCGCUUGCGCUUGAUAACCUGUAGAGAUCCGCUCAGCCAACAGAUGAUGGUGCUGCCAGAUGGUCGGUUCAGGGAUGAGAGUGACUUUUUUGUGUUGUGAGCGUCAUCAUGGGUUUCCCGGCGCUUUUGAGCGAACUGCCCCUCCUCCUCCUCCUAGUGGUGCGCAGGUCUUUGGAGUAUUGGACCUAUAAUGAGUCCCCUAGGAACUGCCAACUGAUAAUGAGUUAACUUGCCCCAGAUACCCGUGUCUGGCGUUGGGGUAGACGGCAAUGGGGUGGCUCAAUUUAUCCAGUACAUUGUAACAAAUCCUAGGCGUUCUGUUAGCAAACUGAACAGAUUUUGUGGUUGCUACCUAAGUUGAGGUCACACUUGAAAUCCUUGUUAUGGUUUUUACACUUCAUCAUUAUUAAGCCAGAGCGUGUUGCGUGUUCAUAUUUCUCAUGGACAGGCUAUAAGCAGAGUUUUUCAGUCUUCCAGUCCUCAGAAACCAACAGAUAUUUCACCGUUACGACUCUCCCUUUCCAUCCAUCUGUACCUUGUGCAGAGUAGGAUCGUGCCGUAGUCUCGCAGCCGAUGCCAUGGUGACCAAAGCUGGCUACCACACGGCGUUCGACGUGUGCAGGAGAAACCAAAGACACUGCUAGAGUCUGUGCACGUGAUGAGAGCUUGCAGGAGUUGGCCGACACAGGGUUGAUCACGUCUUUGGCGGUGUCCAGCCAUUGAUUCACAUCUCCAAAGAACGAUUGACCUUGCUUGUUUUUGCUUCAUUUACUUCUUACUGUCAUCCUUGAUUGAUACGUAGUCUUUUUUCCCCAACCCCAACCUCUCUCCGCGUUUGUUUUACUUCUUUUUUCAAAUCCUUUUAAUGAAUUUUUAGAUGCAUUUAUUACUUUUCAAGUCGCUUAGUCGGCGGGUUUCUUGUUGGCCUUGAUGGCCCGUGUAGGUGAAAACUGAAGGGGGAGGACGAGAAGCGGUGCCAGCAGUUCAUUGACGACCUCUCAAACACCGCGCACAGUAAUAAAUAUAGUUAGUAAGCAAAUGGCAUACACUGGACGUUCACUCGUAAAACUUGUAGUAGGCAGUAGUAUUUAUUGUCUGAAUGUUAUUAUCAGCCAUGUCUGGGUGGUAUAUACAUUGAUUACAGUAAGCAGUCUUCUUUAAGUAGUACACUCACGUUGGCAGCAGUCUUGCCUAGAAAGGGGACUGUGACGAUUGUUAGCAGUCUUGGUUAGAUAAUACAUGCUAACUGUAUUUUUAGCAGUCACUAGAUAUCAGACAGAUGCUAACAGUAUUGUAAAAUGCCAUGACCGGGUAGUAUACUAAUAACGAACUGCAAGCAGUCUUGACCGGGUAGCAUACUAACAGUCAUUGGCAGGACGGUUGGCUACGUCCUCCUGUAGUGCGGUCAGUGAGUUCCCCUCACGCAUGGGCAUGGCCGCGAUGACAUGGUGAAGGUGCUAGCGACAUGGACGUGGACGUGUCAAUGCUGAUAUUACUGGGGUCUUACUGAGACUCAGACCUGUCAGUGUAGACAUGCGCAGGGGCAUUGUCGGAUGUGUGCAGAUGACGUACAGACUUAGCGGUUUGUAGACCAAAAAAGAAGAGGGAGGUAUAUGUGAUGCUUCCUCCUGUCUUUUUUCUGUUUUAUUUUUUCGAUUAGUGUUAUGCAUGCUGAUUUUUUUCAGCUUUACGUUUCUUUAUGUUUAAUCUUCUUGAUGGUAAAAGUGUGGGAAUGUUCAAAGCUGAAACUGGCAGCGACCAGCCCAAGACGGAGGAGGCAAAAUCUGACGCUGAAGUAGAACUAGGCAGUGCAGACUCUUCUUAGCUGCCGCAGUAAACAGAGUAGACUGGUUUACAGCUGCCAGGGUAAACAUGAGCUGCUAUUCAUGUACAACCCGCAACUAUUGCUUCCAUGGCGUAUAAAACCUGCGCAUUCCUUGUUUACAUUUUGCUGAUUUCUCUGUUACUUGGAGGGAGAAAGUUUAAUUACAUUCAAAGGCCCAAGUGAGCCAGUGGCUCAAACGUAUGAUAGGAGAGCAGACAUCCUAUCCAAAGCUCAGACCUUUUAUAGGAGAUCACACUAUCAAAGGCUGUGACGUUUUGUAGGAGACCAGAAAAACUAUCCACUGUGAAAAAAAAACUGUGAUCUCGGAGUGUGGAGAGAUAUCUUAUUGACAAGACUAUCGUACAGUAUCAGGGAGGGACAUGCUUCUGAAAUUCAUAGACCAUUGACACUAUGGCAGGGUCAAAGACAGUCUCACAGAGUCAAGGACAGUGCUACUAAUAAUCUACCAGGGUGCAAACAGGGAAGUGUGUAGAGACGAUCGAAGCAAUAGACAUUAGGGAUAAUUAAAUGCAUAAAAGCGUGGAAGAAUGUGGUUCGCCGUUACCAUUACCUCUCCCCCCCCUGCUAGUGAGCCCCAUGCCAGGGCACGUGACCUAACCAGUGAGCUAGUUAGUGGUAAGGGUGUAACGUUGACAUAACCAACUGUAAGCAGUCUUGACCGUAAAAUUGCGUGAGCGCACGUCACUUGUAUGCAUUGGCUGAAGAGAGCUACUGACCCUUGACCCUAACUGCUGCUAUUGGCGAACUGCUGGGCCGCGAAGGGAACGCUUCUGACUACUUGCUUCAGUCCAGUCUUUCAUGAGAAGAGAGGCCAUAGUCAGUUCUUUUGUUUGUCAAGUUCCACAUGCUUCCCUUUAAAAUCCUACGUAGACAAUACACUAUGACCAACAUCUACAUCGUUUCAGAUAAAGUAACUAAAAAAAAAUUUAACAGGUUUAUUUGAAAUACAUAUAACUUACAAUAUAGAAGUGUUCCAAGUUCCAAGAGUGUCCCUCGCAAUUGUAUAUUUUCAGUUGGAAAAGUUUAGUUAUUGAGCAUGCCCAGGGAUAAGAGUGUGUGAAGGCGAUAUUGGUGACGUGUUGGGAGUGCAAUCCUGUCCUAUUGCCCGUUUUCAGUAUGUGUUGGCAUCAAGUGUCAAGUGUAAGACGUGAUUACAUAUUUAAAUAUAGCCAAUUGCUAUGUCCUGUGCAUAUUGUAAAACAUUACCAUCCCUCUAUCUCAUCCUCUUCUCCACUUAAUUCGAUCCAUACGUUAAACUAAUAUUUAUUUUGUAAACGUCUGUGCCAGAGCGUAUCACCAAAGAGGUUAUUGCUAGGUUUUCUGAAGACAGAGCGUCAGACAGAGAGGUAUGCGAGGCUAGGUGAGAUAGGUUGCCGCCGGCAUAUUAGGUUACCUGUGAGAUCUCAUGCUAGCUUGUCCUGCUGCUGGUCGGUGUGCCUGUAGACUGUAGUGUGCAUGCUACAGAUCCUUUUUCCUAGUGGGUCCUAAUAAAGCACGCGCUGGUGGUGUGCUUCGGGUAGGACCCUAUCAGGGCGCAUGUAAACGCAUAUUGUUUCUUGUACCCUCUCCACCUGGUUUUUAGAGCAUGCGUCUAGCCUGCGAAUUGUUUUGUGCGUGCUGGGGUCGGGAGGAAUCUUUGUCAGCCCCUGGGCACCUCCUCCUCCCUCCAAUCAGUGCCACUUGCGCGCGUGCGGCCUGGAGCACUGGCGUGAUACUGUGGAGAUGCCCGAGCUGUGAUAGUGUCAUCAGUGACCGCGGGAUGGGGGUGGUGGAGGGGUAGGGGUUGUGAUGACAACUGUGCACCCAGCGAGCCUGUGAUAGAGGUGUGUGGGAGACAUUGGGCUGUUCAGAGCGUUGUGAUGAUAAUUGUGUGUGUGGCUAGCCUGUGAUAGUCGCACGUCACAAUAACAGUUUAAUGGACGUUGACAGUGCUAGUCUCUGAACGACUCAGGGCCCUCAGGAGUGUUGCUACUUAUUUGUGUACCUCACGUACAGUCUACAUAACUGGGUGUGGCAUGUGAUACUGGGCCUGUCUGCUUGUGUGUUUUUACCAACUACGGUUGAGUGCGUUAGAGUGAAAAUGAUACAAGUCGUCUCUCCCACACUCGAUGUGUUUUGUUAAUGUUUUAGCCUGAAUGGCAUAGUUUGUCCCGUUUUGUCUGUAACCCAAGCCUUUCCUCUAUUAGAUACAGGGUGCGGGCAGUGGCGGCUAGGACUGAUGAGUGUUGCCAGACGUCCUUGGCUGUUUGUUUGCUGCCGACUUAUUUGACUGCGUUGGAAGAGUGCCUUUUCUGUUAUCAGACUGAACUAUCUGUACGUUUUGCAUUGAACAUGAACUGAAUUGUUUGAACUGACAUGUUUCCUUUUUAUGCAAAAGGUUGACUUUGUUUUUGUCCAAACAUUUGUCUGAACUUGUUUGUGCUGCUGGUUUGUUAUCAGUGCUGUCGUCUUGCCUGUUCUUUGUCUCUAUUGACUUUCAUCCUUAUUAACGACGAGUGGUCACAUUGUAACAGCUGUGAACAUUGUCUGUCUCUCUCACUUGCGCCCUCCUGGACAGUUUUAUAAGGCAGCCCAACAGGUGAGGGUAAGGCUCUUCUGUGCGCCAUCUGCGUGUAACAUCAUAAGAUCUCAUCAUGUGUGUCGUGGUUACGUCACACACUAGCUACCUUAGCCAUGCUGCUCACAAUUAAAACUGCAGGAAGCUCAAGUAACCUUUGACAGGACUAUGCAAGCGCUUCAGACUUAAGUGUAUCUGUGGCUGUAGUGUGCGCGCAGAGCUUUGUUGUCUAGCAGCACACUGCGCGCAAACAGACUUUGUUUACGACCAGCACAUCGCGCGCAAACAAACUUUGUUUACGACCAGCGCAUCACGCGCAGAAAGAGCAGUAAAACGUUACAUGCUGACAGCACUAUGCACACAACACCUGAGCUUUAAUGGCUGACAAUAUUAUGCAAUGAAUGCGAAAGCAAUAACUCCCCUGCAUUCCCCAACCCACCCCCCGCAUCCCCACUGAGAUAACUUGAGUACAGGCCACGAACUGUUUGGAUGUUCAGGUCGCACGUGUCACAGACUGUUGCUUUGUUUUUUGUCUUUGACCUGACCUCCCCAGCGCUUCUUCAAUUCUAGCUCAGACUCUCUCAGCGUUCUAAUUUUUGUUAUAUUCUUUGUGUUGAAGAAAGAAAAAUGUUAAAGUGCUUAACUAAAAAAAUGUGUACAUAAGACAUCGUGCAUUUCACCAUUUCUUGUAGUGACAAGAGGUUAUACUGUAUCAGUGACGUACUCUCUCCGUGUUUCUUGUAGUGACAGGACAUUAUUCUGUGUCAGUAGCGUGUAUUCUUUGAAGUCUGCACGUAGUACUCGCAGGCUACAAGUCUGAGGACGCGUUGAUCAGUGACGUAACCUUCCUGGACAGGGGUUAACGCAGUGACAUGACACGCUGGCCUGUACUUGUAGGUAGAUUAGUGCCAGUGACAUGACACGCUGACCUGUACCUGUAGGUGGAUUUGCCCCAGUAACGGCGAGCCAACCCUUGUGUGUGUGUUCCGCCUCCUGUCGGGAGGCACCAGCAGCAGUGACAGUGCCAGGACAGUGCCAUUCCACAUUAACAGCCCUGCCCUGGCCUUCUGAAUGAGACCGACAGAUCUCGACCUUAACACUACCAGAAAGACUAGUAUAGGCAGAAUUAAAAAAAAAAAGACCUAGCUGGCAAAAUUAUUAUAAAAUAAGUUUUUUUUAGACGAAGGCUAUAUACGUUAUCCCCAUUUAGAAAUGUGUGUCACGGGGACUUUCAGUACUUUAGCACCCGCGUUUACAUAGCAGACUUCUAUCAGCUGCUUUUUCACACCUGUAUUCUGUGAAUAAUGGUGAACAGUAUUGGGGAGGUUAUUUUUUGUAACCUCGGUCUGCUGUCACAAGUCUAGGUGGUUACCGGCGUUUUCCGGCGUUUUCAGAUGUAUCACAUUCGUGAUGUCAGUUCAAACAAGGUGAUAAUUGAAGGGAAGCAACUCUUUGUUGAAAUCUGAAUAUGGAUCGCUUGUCUCCCCUUCUAGUCUGCCUUCCUCUCAAUUUUCACAACUGCUUCAGUAGGUAGGUAAUGUCCGUAAGGGACAGUCCACCCUGAGACUAAGUGGUUCACCGUGUGUAAUUGAGUGUAGUGUAAUUGUACACUAAAGUGUGUAAGGCAGGACACGUGAACGGCGAAACUAUCCUUUGCGCUGCCGUCUACCUUCUGACGAAGCAGGUAGCCAUUUGGUGGUGUAGGGAGGUGGUUUGUGGACCGCUGACCUUUAGCCUACAGGUUCACUGCGCCCUGCACUGCUGUUGUCUUCAGCCAGUCAUUUUCUACUCUUGUUUUCAUCCAAUAAUUUGAAGUUUUCACACUUUCUUGCGUGGCGAUGAUGGGUUUGCAUGUAUGCGCCUCAGAGAGGGUCAUCAACUAGUGACCUUAUCCAGCUGGCCUACAUGCAAUCACUCACAUAUAAUUAUAAGUUAUCUCAGAUAUUAAUAUUUCACAACUUUCUCUUAGAGACAAAUGCAACAGAACUCACUGGGGAUGUUGGCUGAGGACUAUUUGAUGCGUGUGGUUGAAGUGUGUAGCUUGGCCAAUGCUGUCAAGAAAGAAAUUCUUUUAAAAGUUUGUCGAGGUUUCCUUUACGAUGUGUGUAAGGUUUCUGAGUCUGGGGAACAGCUCUACUGUCAACCGAAAAGCUGUGAUGCCAGUUACACUGUUAGUUACAUUUGUUACUGUCUACGAUAUCCGGCUUUUCCUUUACAACUGUUGGAUUUCCGUAAAUACGAUACUGGAGUCACUGUUUGCUAGUUUGGGGGAUUAUCAUUCUAAAAGAAGACAUUUUUGUGCACGAAGACGUGCGUUAGUACGUGUAGUCAUCGUAUUUCAUUUGUACUCAACUUUCAGCUUGCUGUUGCCCAAUACUUUCACUUGACUGUCAGCUUGCUACUGUCUGAUUAGUCACUUGUAUCAGCUUGUUAGCACCAAGUGUGUCACAAGAGUAGACAGCCAUUCUUGUCUGUGUUUGAUGUAUUGGUAUAUUGUAUUCACAUGCUACUCAACAGUUUUAGUCUUUCUUAAAAACUGCCAGUCUACUGUGAUGGAAACAACUGGGAGGCGUAUCUUUUCUGGUCGAUUUACCUGUGAUUAUCUUAGAUGUGAUUGUACUCAUGUACCUACAGUUCUUAAGUGUGUCCAGCGUCUGCGUGUCUCUGGGAUGUUUCUUGUAAUCCUAGCUUUACCUCGUUCACUCGCAAGGAAGUGUUUGCAUUGUGAUCGUGUAGCUUCUACGAUUGUAAUGUUACCUAGGUAACAUCAGCGGGGACAAACCCCUUGCCUCUGGUAAUCUUUUUUGUUUUCUUUCGUUUUCUCGCGAAGACUGGCUUGUGUUUUUCAUUCACUUCCUGUCUGAGUUGUCACAUGCCAUGCUAAUUUAGUCGCCUGCCAUGUUUAUUUAGUCAUACGAAAAGCCUUGUGUCACGUCCACAUCACAGCCUCGCCAUAGACCAUCAAGGGUACAUCUGCUUGUAGUAGGGUGACAUGGUGGAGCUUGGUACAUUAUCGUGGUUCCUGAUGCUCCAUCACUUUCUGUCAGCCUCAUCCCUGCUGUUUCCCCCGCUUCUCACAAUCGACCUGGUAUUUAGUGUUCCUUCAGCAUCUCUCUGUCGGCAUGGCUUCGCUGAGAAUCUCUCGUCCUGGUGUUUCUGCAUCAUCUCUUUAGGUGUACCUUCAACUCCUAUCUGAUACUCUCUGUAAUUAGUCGUGCGUAGCUGAAAGUUUGCUGAUUGCUGUUAUGGCGUAUCUUGAGACCUCAAGCGUUGUCUGAGUAACAUUGUGCAGUAAAACAUCCUUGUCCAGCUACUGACCGUGCACGAGAAUUGUAACAAGUCCUCGCUAGUGAUGUCACUGGAAAAGCGGAUAGCCUCGUGAUGAAAGCGCUGGCAUCCGAACGCGUUGGUGGUCAGUCCGAAAUCAAGUGUCACGUGAACUCUCCCUAGUCUACCCGAUUGUUGUGUGGGUACUUGACUGUAGACAGUUGGGUAGAGUGGUACAGGAAAGGGACAGACAAUAAGGAACUGAAGCAGCUGUAAAUGUUCUGUGUUCUCAUCUGGUCAACAGGUCUCUUCGAUAGCCUGUGGACAGAUAACUCUUGUCGUCUACAGACAGGCAACUCUUAUUGUAUGUGUUUGCAGUACUUGUGUUAUCUUUAAAUCCCAGAGAACACUUUAAUACUGUUUCCUGUAUAGAGAUAUUAGUCGACUGUGAUCCAAACAAUUUCCGCUAUGUUUACACUCUAAAUAUGUAUGAUAUUGAAUAAUGUUUGCCUAUAUUUAUAUAUACUGUAGAAUCUGUAGCUAUUGUACAUAUUUUUACACUCUUGUAGUACGCCACUUGUACAGACGCUUCCAGAAACUGCCUUGGUGUCAAGUCUUGUGUGGUGACAGUUUGUCCGUCAAGUGUUUUGUGAGAUAAAGUUUGUUGAUAUAUAUAUAUAUUCUCUACAGAUGUGUCGACAUUAAAAUGGCACCUGUUGCAUUUUACGCUUCACCUCGGCGUGACUGUGAAAGUUGCAGUCGUCCUCGGACACCUUGCAAACAGCGGGAUGUCCUGUCCCAUGAGGCAGUGUUCUGCCGAGUGAGGUGGUCACAGUGCUCUCCCAAUACAAAAAGUACAGAUAUGAUUUGCUCUUUGUCGCAGCAACGGACACAGUGACGAACAGAAAAAAUUCUUACCUCAUACAUAGCAUUGUACGAAAUUUUAAGAUCAUGAAAUAUUAUUUUCUGUAAUCCUGUCCUGUAGCCCUCUGGAUAUUUACGACUGGAUUACAUUUGAUCCACGUAGCAUGUACGUGAAUGUAUAAAGCGUGUUGCUGAGCAUCAGGAGUGUGUACAAUCUCCUACAUCUCGGGUGCAACAGACUUGAGGUCAGGUGGCGUUGGCCGGCGAACUGUACAGCAGCUGCUAUUGGCUGAAUUUGAUGACCCCAUGACCUUCCGGUGUCUGCUGUUGUUUUCUAGCUCUGCAAUUCCUGUUUACCCUCCUUGCGUCCAGUUUCCUUGCCUGCGGGCAGCUGUAAGCAUUACUGUCUAGUCUUCUCGCCAACAGGCAGGUCUAGGCGUUGCUGUCCACUUAUUUUUGCAAAAUGCAAACGCUUGCAUGCACGUUUCCAGAAACUUAUUCUAAUUUCGUUUUUUUGAAACGGAGAGAUAACUGAUUUUUCAUCCCUCGCCAUAGAAGAAAGUGGAUAUGUCUGUAUCGUUAUAUUUCUCGUUACUGUCUUGACCAUGAACACACUUUGUUCACAUAUUGUCAUUGUCUAGCAAACAGUUUUGGAUGCCAAUUGUGAGCAUUGCAUAGAGCGAAAUAUACACGUGGGGCGAAAGUGUUUUGUUUAUCUUGUCUGUAGACGUGGAGCCAAAGUGUUUGACAGUUCAUCUUGUCUGCAGUUGUGGGUGACUGGUUUUUGUUGACUUAUGUAUAUCUGUUUGGUUUGGAUAAAGAAACAUCUUAUUCGGUAUUA